Messenger RNA from Vigna umbellata (rice bean), 393 nucleotides. The record is from RefSeq and is a predicted model, not a curated record. Lineage: Eukaryota; Viridiplantae; Streptophyta; Magnoliopsida; Fabales; Fabaceae.
AUGGUACUGCAGGAUGUGAGGUAUGUGCCUGAACUAAAGAGAAAUUUAAUUUCAAUAAGUUCCUUUGAUCUUGGAGGUUACACCAUGAAAGUCGAGGAUGGAGUGAUGAGGGUGUAUUCUGGAGAUUCUGAGGUUGUCAAAGGCAGGAGGAAGAAUGGCUUGUACAUUCUAGAGGGAUCCACAGUUAUUGGUCAUGUCUCGGUAGCAAGUGGGAAGACUGAGAACACCGCUCGACUUUGGCACUUGAGGAUGGGUCAUAUCAGUGAAAAGGGUCUUGAAGAAUUGGAGAAGCAGGGCUUACUUCUGGGUGAUAAAUUGCAGAAGCUGGAUUUCUGUGACCAUUCGUCUUGGGAAAAUCACACAGGAUACCAUUCGGUUAAGGGAAGCACUUAA